AUGCAGCAGUGGCCAGCGAAUAGGCCCCGAUGCUUAGGGGUUACAGAUGCAGCCGUGGAACCCGCUCUGCUGCUAAACUACGGCGAGUACGACUCUUUCGAGCGCAGUCCGACCGUGUGGGAAGAUGCUCCCCCGGUGACGGGUUCCUGCAUGUACACCAGCACCAUAAGUCGUGCCGUAGUGCCGCCGUCGUGCCAACACCAGAAUUAUUACGACACCCUGGCCGCUCCAGCGGCAUCUUACGUGAGCUCUGCCUCGUCUAUUCAGCUGAAAUACCCGGCCCAUACCGCCACGGUUUCCAGCACUUUUACGGAUGCCCUCUUGGCUGACGACCAGCAAGACAGCGAGGUUCUGCAAUCUCCGGAUGCAGUAUCUUACCACACUUCUCCCCUGAUGGACGACGGCUCACACGUUGAACACUCAGUGUCCACAUCCUUGAAGCCUGGUGGUUCACGGCCCAAGCGUCGCCCUUACUCCAAGCUACAGCUGUUGCAUCUCGAGCAGGAGUUCCAGCGAAGCAUGUACCCGUGCCGAGAAAGACGCGCCUGGCUGUCACAGGUCCUGAGCCUCACGGAACGCCAGGUGAAGAUCUGGUUCCAAAAUCGCCGAACAAAGCUGAAGCGCACCACGGAACGGGAACAGCGCGAGAACGCCCAGAUGCAACGCGACAUGGCAAACCUGGCCAUGAGGUUCUACGAUCCCGCACAGUAA
This is a messenger RNA of Patiria miniata (bat star), 711 nucleotides long. Its product is annotated as homeobox protein Hox-D8-like. Bases 1 to 711 code for a protein of 236 amino acids. Gene Ontology annotation, biological process: regulation of transcription by RNA polymerase II. Gene Ontology annotation, cellular component: nucleus. The transcript is spliced from 3 exons. The record is from RefSeq and is a predicted model, not a curated record. Gene Ontology annotation, molecular function: RNA polymerase II cis-regulatory region sequence-specific DNA binding; DNA-binding transcription factor activity, RNA polymerase II-specific. Lineage: Eukaryota; Metazoa; Echinodermata; Asteroidea; Valvatida; Asterinidae.